AUGUCUAAGAAUAUGUUUGGACUCGUGAACGGAUUAAGGCAGACUGUUAGAGUUGCUACAAAGGUUAAUGCUGCUACCGGUCUCCGUAAUGCUCCUCAAAUCACCAUGACUCGUUUUUAUCAUGAAAAAGUGAUUGAUCAUUAUCAAAACCCUCGUAACGUUGGCUCUCUCAAUAAGAACGAUGCUGAUGUUGGUACUGGACUUGUGGGAGCUCCAGCUUGUGGAGAUGUUAUGAGAUUGCAAAUUAAAGUUGAUGAAGCCACUGGAAUUAUACAAGAUGUUAAGUUCAAGACUUUUGGUUGUGGAUCUGCCAUUGCUUCAUCUUCUUAUGUAACAGAACUUGUUAAGGGCAAAUCACUUGAUGACGCACUUAAAAUCAAAAAUACCAUCAUAGCAAAGGAAUUAUCUUUACCUCCAGUCAAAUUGCAUUGUUCUAUGUUGGCUGAGGAUGCUAUCAAGUCUGCUGUUAAGGAUUACAAAUCCAAGCGCAAGGGUAUAAAGCCAACUUUAGGUGCUGAAGCUGCUGCUACUGCUGCUACUGCUGCUACUGCUGCUACUGCUUAA
This is a messenger RNA of Lizanozyma spartinae, 564 nucleotides long. It is a transcript of the gene ISU1, whose product is annotated as iron-binding protein. Bases 1 to 564 code for a protein of 187 amino acids. Gene Ontology annotation, biological process: iron-sulfur cluster assembly; intracellular iron ion homeostasis. NCBI's taxonomy places the organism in Eukaryota, Fungi, Ascomycota, Pichiomycetes, Serinales, Debaryomycetaceae. Gene Ontology annotation, molecular function: 2 iron, 2 sulfur cluster binding; ferrous iron binding. The transcript has 2 exons. The record is from RefSeq and is a predicted model, not a curated record. Gene Ontology annotation, cellular component: cytoplasm; mitochondrial matrix.